AUGUCGCUGUUAGCUGUACAAAAUGGAUACUCAGUUCGUGCCCACAAGUUCAGUUACAUCAAUGCCAGCACCAUACAACUUGGUUUUGCGGUGUUGGCGUUUAUCUACGCGAUUUUCCUUGUGCGUGAGACACAUUUCCCGCAUCCAGAUGGUUAUCUAUACAACAAUCUUGAAAGAGAACAAGUUCGUCCCAUUCCAUCUUCUGAAAGUGCUGCCAGUGAACAGAUCAAAUCAAAACCAUUUACAGUGAUAGUAAAGGAAAAUCUUCUUGGACUUGUAGAGGUGAUGACAGAAAAACGUCCGGGAUGGACGAGAUGCUGUCUGAUUAUGUCGCUACUCUUCGUUAUGAUGGAGUUUUUGGCAUUGGACUCAUCAUUGCUGUUUCUCCUCGUUAAGAGACAUCCAUUCUCGUGGGGUGACAAAACCUUUGGCUACUUCUCGUUAGCCCGUGGUGUGCUAUUCUCCGCUGGAAUGGUAAUAUGCCCAUUACUUCUAACCACUGUCCAUUGGUUGGGCAAAGAUAGUCUGAUGAUUUUGAUUGGUAUCGGAGCAUCGGCGGCAUCAUUUUUUGUCCUUUCGCAAGCUACCAGUACUCUGGAGAUCUUCUUGACAUCCGGAUUUGCGCUUCUCUGUGGAGGUAUUGCACCUGGCUAUCGUUCUUUCCUUCCACGAAUGGUACCCAAAGAGCAGACCGCUAGGCUACUUACAGUGUGCUCAAUAAUCAUGGCGUUCUGUCCAAUGUUCUCAACUCUCAUCUUCAAUUCUAUCUAUAAUGCGACGAUUGAAUGGUGGCCAGGAUUCGCCUUCUUCGUGGGAGGAAUAAUACAAGUGCUCGUUGUUAUUGGUCAAGGAGGUAUUCAUGUUCUCAUGCGGCCGCAAUGGUUGCUUGAAAAGAAACUGAAGACGCAGUUGAGAUCCGACAGGGUAGCACCGGGAGACGCUUAUACGGGAAAUGGUGAAUCAGUCAGAACUGAUCCAAGUGCCAGUAGUAAUAUUCAUCCUGGAGCUUUAGAAGAAACAAGGCUUGGAGUUACUCGAGUUCCUGUAUGA
This is a messenger RNA of Strongylus vulgaris, 1050 nucleotides long. The record is from the annotation of a GenBank genome assembly. Lineage: Eukaryota; Metazoa; Nematoda; Chromadorea; Rhabditida; Strongylidae.